AUAAUGUUUUGCUAAUGUGUAAUGACUGUUCAUAACCUUUUCAUUGAAAAUAAUGAUAUCUUUACAGAAAUUACAAUUGAUGUGUAGAAGGAUAACCAAAACAGUAAUGCAAUGAAACUUGUAUACAAAAAUGUAGACAAAGAUGGACAAGGGACUGUGGGUUUAAUUCCAGAAGAACCUGAGGAUAUGUGGCAUGCUUACAACCUCAUUUCCGAAGGUGAUUCUGUUCGCAGUUCAACAAUUCGAAAAGUUCAGUCUGAAUCUUCAACAGGGUCUUCCACAUCAAGUAGAGUUAGAACCACAUUAACCAUUAGUGUAGAAAAUAUUGAUUUCGAUACACAGGCAUGUGUUUUAAGACUUAAAGGAAGAAACAUUGAAGAAAAUCAAUAUGUUAAGAUGGGAGCUUAUCACACAUUAGAUUUGGAAUUGAAUCGAAAGUUUUCAUUACGUAAGCAAGAAUGGGAUUCAGUAUCUUUAGAGCGAAUAGAUGUAGCUUGUGACCCUAGUAAAUCUGCUGAUGUAGCUGCUGUUAUAAUGCAAGAGGGGCUUGCUUUUGUUUGUCUUAUUACAUCAAGUAUGACAUUAGUUCGAGCUAAAAUUGAUGUCACUAUUCCUAGAAAAAGAAAAGGAUUUAUUCAACAACAUGAAAAAGGAUUGCAAAAAUUUUAUGAUAAUGUAAUGCAGGCAAUAAUACGUCAUAUAGAUUUUGAUAUUGUGAAAUGUAUAAUAAUAGCUUCACCUGGCUUUGUAAAAGACCAGUUUUUUGAGUACAUGAUUCAAACUGCAAUUAAAACAGAUAAUAAACUUCUUUUGGAAAAUAAAUCUAAGUUUGUACUAGCCCACUCAUCAUCAGGAUUUAAGCAUGCACUUAAAGAAGUUCUUCAAGAUCCCGCAGUUACUUCUAAAAUGGCAGAUACCAAAGCUGCUUCAGAAGUAAAAGCACUAGAACAAUUCUACAAUACAUUACAGACUGAGCCUGCAAAAGCAUUUUAUGGGAAAAAACAUGUUGAAAAGGCAUGUGAAGCACAAGCUAUAGAAACUCUCCUUAUAUCCGAUAAUUUGUUCAGAUGCCAAGAUGUGCGACAGAGGAAAGAAUAUGUUAGGCUUGUUGAUACCGUAAGAGAAAUGGGAGGAGAAGUUAGAAUAUUUUCUAGUAUGCACAUCUCGGGAGAACAGUUAGACCAGCUAACGGGCGUUGCAGCCAUUUUACGUUUCCCAAUGCCGGAACUAGAGGAAGACGACAGCGAGGAUGAACUUGAAGAAGACUAAUCCAUUUUUUUACUUUGUAAUUUUAUAUAACUAAAAACAAUUCGGGAAAAUAAAUUGGAUUGUAGGGCAUUUGUUAAUAUUAAACUUUGUGGUGUUAAGUAUCUGUCCUAGCUUCCUAAUAAAUUAUUUGAAACAUG
Agrilus planipennis (emerald ash borer) is the source of this 1406-nucleotide messenger RNA. RefSeq names its product protein pelota. Gene Ontology annotation, cellular component: cytoplasm. The record is from RefSeq and is a predicted model, not a curated record. The transcript has 7 exons. The coding region runs from base 112 to 1269 and encodes 385 amino acids. Gene Ontology annotation, biological process: nuclear-transcribed mRNA catabolic process, non-stop decay; nonfunctional rRNA decay; RNA surveillance. NCBI's taxonomy places the organism in Eukaryota, Metazoa, Arthropoda, Insecta, Coleoptera, Buprestidae.